Messenger RNA from Chaetomium globosum CBS 148.51, 171 nucleotides. RefSeq lists its product as uncharacterized. NCBI's taxonomy places the organism in Eukaryota, Fungi, Ascomycota, Sordariomycetes, Sordariales, Chaetomiaceae. The record is from RefSeq and is a predicted model, not a curated record. The transcript has 2 exons. The coding region runs from base 1 to 171 and encodes 56 amino acids.
AUGAGUCUUCAGGAUCAGGGCGAGGCCCGCGGCAGUGGGAACAAGACAGACAGAGAUACAGACAUCAUCAUCAAUGGACUGGUUGCCCCUCUUUCGUUACCUUUUGGCACCCAAUCACCUUGGGCGAGUCCCUGGGACCUUUCCAACCUUGCUGCUGCUUCGGCAUCCUGA